AUGUCUCCUCCUCGCCGCGCUCUCAUCAGCAUCACCUCAGCUACCGCAACCCUCUUCAACGGUAAAGAGACCACCGGCCUCUUCAUCAGCGAGGCUCUCCACCCAUACAAUGUCCUAGUUGCGGCCGGUUUUGAAGUCGAUCUCGCUUCAGAGACUGGCACUUACACGCCUGACUGGCUUUCCCAGCAGCCCGACUUCCUCAAGGGCGAUGAUCUGGCUAUUUGGAACGACACCAACAGCGACUUCCGCAAGAAGCUUGACAACAUGCCCAAAGCUUCUGAGGUGGAUGGCUCCAAGUACGGACUCUUCUACGCCUCUGCUGGACAUGCUGCCUUGAUUGACUACCCUACCGCGACUUCUCUUCAGAAGAUCGCCGCUCAAAUCUGGGGCAAUGGCGGAGUCGUGUCCUCUGUUUGUCACGGACCUGCAAUUUUCGCCAACUUGAUUGAUCCAACUACCAACGAGCCUCUGAUCAAGGGAAAGCGUAUCACUGGUUUCACUACAGAGGCUGAGAAUGAUAUGAAGAUCAUGAAUGAACUACGCAGCUGGGGUUCUGAGAUGGUCGAGGAAGUGGCUGCUCGUCUUGGCGCUACCUAUGAACGUUCUUCCGGUGUCUGGGAUGACUUCCACGUUGUUGAUGGCCGCCUGGUUACUGGUCAGAACCCAGCCAGUGCCGCUUCCACGGCUAAGGCAGCUGUUGAUGUCUUCGAUACCCUUUAG
Messenger RNA from Fusarium sp. VM40, 720 nucleotides. NCBI's taxonomy places the organism in Eukaryota, Fungi, Ascomycota, Sordariomycetes, Hypocreales, Nectriaceae. The record is from the annotation of a GenBank genome assembly.